UUAUCUUGUAUCAACUGUUCGUCUGUCUUGUUGUGGAUGUGUAAACAAAUUUAAUUAUUAUUAAAGAUAUACAGAAGUUAUCAUAAUAACAUUUCGAAAAUGAUGAAAAUGCAUUCAGUCUUGUUUUGCCUCUCGCUCUUCACAAUCUCAUGCAGCGCGCAAUUUUAUUUCCAUCAACCAGUGCCACUGCCCUAUCAACAACAUCAAUACCUACAAUAUAGAACUUCACCGCCAGAUUUCAAACCAAUAUCUGAGCCCAAUCAGGAGGGUCCCCCGCAUCCCUCAGUUGUAGCCAAUGCUGAGCGGGAGUCACUAUUACCACCCGAAUUGUCGAAGAGUCGGCGCUUUUAUAGCAAUCCUCGCAUCGCCGCUGCGCUUGCCAAAGAAUCACUUCUGACACCCAAAGAGAUGGCCGUAAUCGAUCGAGAAGCAGAAAAAAUCGAUCGUAAUCAAAUUUAUAAAAUCUUCCACAAUGCCGGUUGGGCGUAAAGGACACUUUUUUGUAAAUUUAUUAAGCAUUUGCUCAAUUUAGAAUGAAAUGUUUUGCCUAGCUCAGUUUUGUUUUUGUUGUUAAUCUCUUGCCAAUUAUUCUCAUCUAAUUAUAUUUUAUUGUGCUCAUA
This is a messenger RNA of Bactrocera latifrons, 620 nucleotides long. RefSeq lists its product as uncharacterized. NCBI's taxonomy places the organism in Eukaryota, Metazoa, Arthropoda, Insecta, Diptera, Tephritidae. The transcript has 2 exons. The record is from RefSeq and is a predicted model, not a curated record. The coding region runs from base 100 to 489 and encodes 129 amino acids.